AUGAAGAACGGUGAACUGACUGAAGAUGAAGUGUCUAAACAUCUGUCUACUGUGGGCCGCUCAGCUACAGGACUACAGCACGUCUACCUGUCCCUCUGUUUACCUAGAAAAGGCUUGAAAAAUGUGUCCAUUUUAUCCAAUUAUAUCCACCUUGAAAAACUUGAACUCCCCAACAACAAAAUAAAAGAUUUAUCCUGUGUGAGUCACAUGCCAUACCUUAUCAUACUCGAUGCUUCUCACAACGAAAUAUCCGACUUUUUUGGAUUCCAACCACCGAAAAAUCUCAAGGAAGCGGAUUUCUCUCACAACCGCAUAUCUUCGAUGAAGGAUUUGUCAGCCUAUACCUCUCUUCGCAAGCUAAUUCUAGAUUAUAACUCCAUCGGUGAAAUCCGGGGGCUGGAGAAGUGCAGCAGUCUGACUCACCUCAGUAUGGAGCACAACAAGAUCUUACGUAUCGGUGGACUCAGAAAUCUGCCUCUCAGACAACUCUGCCUGAAAGGGAAUCUGCUCAAGAGAAUCGAGAAUUUACAAACACUCCGGAGUCUGCAGAUCCUGGACUUGUCCUCUAACAGAAUUCAAAGCCUGUCUGGUCUUCAGGACCUUCAUCUUCUGGGAAACAUCAAUCUUGAAAGCAAUAUGAUUGGUGAGAUCAAAGAGUGCUCGCAUCUGCAAUACCUUCUGCUACUGAGAGAACUGAAUCUCAAGAGAAACCCAAUUCAGGAACAACCUGACUACAGACUGGCUGUGAUCUUCAUUCUUAAUCAUCUCACUCUUCUGGAUGAGCGACCUGUGAGUGUCGAGGAAAAGGUUUCUGCUGUGAACAAGUACGAUCCAUCUCUAGAGUUGGUGGCAGCCAGAGAUCACAUGACCCAUGUGAUGUACCAGUACAUGCAGCCGCAAGGCAUCUUCGACAGCACCCUGCCUAGUCUGGACACUCCAUACCCCAUGCUGGUCUUGACAGGGCCACAGGCGUGUGGAAAGCGUGAGCUGGCCCAUAAGCUUUGUCAUGAAUAUAGUGACUAUUUUGGUUAUGGAGCUUGCCACACCACCAGGGGGCCCUAUUUUGGGGAGGAAGAUGGCUGUGACUACCACUUCGUCCAGAACGAAGAAUUUCAAAACUUGAUUCGUAUGGGUUACUUUGUGCAGACGAUGCAGUACGGAGGGAAUUGGUACGGGUUGUCUCGAGAGGCCAUCGAGAGCGUGGCCAGAGAGGGGCUAGCCUGCUGUGUUCAUAUGGAGCUGGAGGGUGUGUUUAGUCUGAAAACCUCAUACUUCGAGCCCAGAUACAUUUUGCUGCUCCCAACAAAAACUGACGACUACAUUUUACACAUGAAGGCCAGAGGCUUCUACACUGACGCCCAGAUAGAGAAAGCCGUGUCACGGAUCGACCUCUACGCCAAAAUCCACAGAGAACGGCCUGGCUUCUUCGACAGCGUGAUCCUCAGUGAUGAUCGCAAACAGGCUUACAGCGCACUGAAGCAGCUUAUAAAGGAGUACCUGGGUCUGGAGGAGCAGGAGAAAGAAGGUGGACUGAGCAUUAAAGAUGAAGGUGGUGAAUCUACAGCAGCCAAGAUGAUAGAAGCCGACCCCACGGACGCCUACAGCCAGACUUACUACAGCAAAAUCCAAGCCAGGCUGCUGCCUCAGAAAACCUCAGCAGAAUUGGCAUCUUUCCAUAGGAGACAGCAGAUGGUUCGGGAAGCCCUGGUGGGUAAGAUUCCCAGGGCUUACACACGGCUCUUUAAAAGACAUGUUCAUGCAGCUCCAUCCUUACUGACCCCUCAUUCUCAGUCCGGUGACUAUAACGAGGACAGCAGCUCAGGGGAAUCCUGCCCUAGUUCUGGCUUGUCCAGCUCAGCAGGGGUGCUUUCUGUGGGAAGCCCAGCUGAUGGCUUGGAUGCAGCGACAGCACCAAAGGUGGAGCCUCUGGAUGUCUCCAUGUUGGGGCAAAACCUGGAAACAAUUAAAGAUCACAUGGAGUCAGGUCUGAGCCCAGAUUCAUCACACUCAGCUCCUGAGCCAGCAUCUCCAGGACGUCCGGGUUCCAACGCCAAACCCAUUCUUCCCCCCAUCCCACAGGGACGCAAGGCCACCGAAUCCGAAUCCACGCAACAGCUGACAGGGCAGGCAGGACAGGUAGACGAGGGAUAACUAUAAGAGAGAAGAUAGAGAUCAAAGAUAGUGUCAAUUCUAAUAUUCAAUGCUGUAUAUUCUAAUAGAGGACAUUUAGUUCAGUGUAAACUCCUUCGGUCCUUCAUAGGUAGAUCAUGAUGAAAGUAGCGAUGGGAAACCUCAAAGCAGCAUCUUCUCCUGUCUAGUGUGUUAAUCUAUAGAUCAGUAAAGUGACUGACCGAUAAAAAUGUUUUAAUAUUAGUCUUAGAAAUUAUGAAACAUUUAAAUAAUACCAAAAAGCGAAACUAAAUACUUUUUUUUUCAAAUACUGCAAACGGCAAUGUUUAUUAUUAUUAUUAUUAUUAUUAUUAUUAUUUUAUUUUUUCCAAAUACAUGCAUUAAUUGACUGAGACGUCUAUGAAUUUCAGCUGAAAUCAAAACCUGUCAGAUUUUGUUGGUGCUUUAAAAUUUGUAGAUUAACCAAUACAAGCAAAAAAGGACAAACUAUGCAGCUAUUAUAAUUAAAAUAUUAUAAAUUAACACGAUAAAUCCAAUUCUUACGUAAACAUAUGAUCCCACAUUUUAAUUUAAUAUGAACGUAUAUGUAUAUUCUAAAUCUUUGUCAUGUAUAAAUAUAUAUUUUAAGUCUUUGUUAUUUGUUACAAGAUCAGAUGAAAUUCAUCCAGCAUUUUAUUUUCCAAGGCAACAGAUCAGUGCCUUGUCUUUAUUAUUUACUAUAAUUUAUUCAUUUUAUAACACAUUCAGAUAGACACUAUAACUCAAAGCCGUCGUCUCGCUGACGGACGCGGUUAUGCCGAAAUAGACUGUAUUUUAUUAUAUUUUUAUUGCAACAAUUCAGAUAGAUACAUAGCUGGUAAUUGGUGAUUAAAUGUGUUAAAAGCCUGCUGGAAUCUCCACGCAGUGUGAGUAUUUAUCUGUGUGUGAGCUUGCACAUAUUCACACACUUGGCCAUCUGUCAGUGUCAUAGCCUCAAACCAGCAGCUGUUAUAAUGAUCUUAUAAUUCAGAGGCAGUUUCAGACAAGACAGGCCAACAAUGCAGGAGAAUGCGGCGGCUCGCAGGCAUAACCUUGCCAACUAUCUUCAAUCUUCACUCCUCGCUCAUAUUAAACACCUCAGCAGGGGGCAUUACAGGCCUCGGGUUCCCGAAAAGAAACGCUUGUGUGUGGUGUGGUGUGAGAUCAUCGAAAUAAUAAUGUAAUCUUUGUAAUUACCAAAUGGGCUGC
Molecule: messenger RNA, 3357 nt
Organism: Tachysurus vachellii
Lineage: Eukaryota; Metazoa; Chordata; Actinopteri; Siluriformes; Bagridae
Gene: lrguk
Product: leucine-rich repeats and guanylate kinase domain containing
Exons: 19
Coding region: 1-2151 (716 amino acids)
Cellular component (GO): cytosol
Molecular function (GO): protein binding; GMP kinase activity
Source: RefSeq, a predicted model, not a curated record